UUUCCAGCCCGAUCUGUUGUAGCUGUAGUGGCAGAACAGCAUACAGUCAUGCUAGUCUUUAGCAGUUAAACAGUUAAAGUAGCCUAUACCUGUCAUUAUUAACCGAGCAUAGCUGCACCUGUUUUAUCAUUGACAAAGAUUUGAGGAAACUACACCCAUAACUGAUGCUUUUUGUUCUUUGGCCAGAAACCCAUUGUGCGCAUCAGAACUCCUGCGUCCUCUUCGAGACACGGAUUUGUUCCAGACCUCUGCGCAUCUUUUUCUUUUGCUGCUCAGCAACAAAGCACGACUUCAGUAUUGCACAGAGACCAUUGAGGAUCAGGAUUUGUAAUUACAGCCAGCAUGAUGAUUUGUUGCCUCCGAGCUCUGCUGUUGUUGGGGGCUCAGCUGCUUCUCUCAGGCUGGGCCCUGACUGCCCCCACAAACCCAAACAACUUCUUCUACCACGACUUCCUCGAUGGAAAUGGCAACAAAGAAAUUUAUUUCAGUGGUGUCAAGCUUCAUAUGGAUUCUGCUCAGGCAUCAGUGUUUGCAGUCAGAAGGGGAAACGCCACCAUGCCGUGCAGGUUUUGGCAUGAGCCUGAGGUGAGCUCACCAAGGGAAGUCCGGGUCAAGUGGUCGUGGCUGCCCGCUGCUGGGGGACCUGAGACAGAUGUGCUGGUGACUAUUGGCUCCCGCAGUCGAAGUUUUGGGGAGUUCAGGGGCCGUGUGCAGCUCAGGCAGGACUUCCCAGGAGAUGCUGCACUUGUGAUGACUAGACUCCAGUUGAAUGAUACAGGCCGUUACCGCUGCGAGGUGGUGGACGGACUGGAGGACAAGAGCACUUUGGUUUAUCUGGAGUUACGAGGUGUGGUGUUUUCCUACAAGCACCCUCGUGGUCAUUACCAUCUGAGUUUCCUGGGAGCUAAGCAGGCCUGUGAGGAGCAGGACUCUACAUUGGCCACCUCCACACAGCUCUUUCAGUCUUGGAAGGAGGGCCUGAACUGGUGCAAUGCAGGCUGGCUGGCUGAUGGGACAGUCCAGUACCCCAUUACCCGGCCCAGAGUGCCCUGCGGGGGGCACGGCCUUGCUCCGGGUGUCCGGAGCUACGGCAGACGGCACCAGCACCUUCAUCGCUAUGAUGUCUUCUGCUUCUCCUCUUCACUGCAAGGGAAAGUCUACUAUUUUCAGCCUUCACACAAGAUGAACCUGACAGAGGCUCGGCAGGCUUGUCAGGUGGACGGUGCAGAGAUCGCCAAAGUCGGACAACUCUUCGCUGCCUGGAAACUCAAAGGGCUGGACCGCUGUGACGCUGGCUGGCUGGCUGACGGAAGCGUUCGGUAUCCCAUCACCAGGCCUCGAACAAACUGUGGUCCCUCUGAGCCGGGGGUGCAAAGCUUUGGCUUCCCACCUCCCCAGCACAAGCAUGGAGUCUACUGCUACAAACCAGACAAUGAAUGAAUGUAGACCCCCACCCCUCUUCUACAGGGUCAGGGAUGUAAAGUAUGUAAAAAAAAAUCUUUAUGAGCAAGCUGUUUGAUUAAUACUGUGUAAACCCAUUGAUGAUUGACAGAAGAAAGCAGAAAAAAAAUUUACUCAAAGUUAUAUUUACUUUUUUCAUAAAUUUUUCUCUGAAGUACUAGAUAAGUUUCUCUCUAUAUGCCUUUUAAAACAUUCAAUUAAUAUGGAGGAAAAACAAUCUUUUCCUAACUUGGUUAUCGACAAUUAAAUUUUUAUUUUUUAAGGAUAGGGUGACAGUGAAAAUACAGCUAGGAAACAUUGGGAAGGAGAAGUAUCACAUGCAACAAAGUUCCCCAGCUGUAAAGUAAACCAGGGAUGCUGCGGUUAUGAUAUACAUCUUAAACACCAAGAGUCCCCGACGUUCAUUUAAUGGAAUUACAAGUUAAAAAGGGAACCACAGGUGCAAACCUUUUUUUAUAUCUACCUCUCAUAUAUUUCUCUUAGUACAUUCUGCCUGAAUAUCUCAUUUUGUACAUUAGAGCAAUGCAUUGAGAUUAGCAGUUGCAAAAUAAUAUUCAUACUUGACAUGCGAAGACUGAUGGUGGACUUACAGUUGAGAUUAUUUUGUUACUGGUUUGUUCCUACUGUAUAAUGUACCUCAGGUGAUUUUCACAUCGAGGCAGGUGUUGGGUAAUGGUUUUUACAUCUUUGGAAAUUUAUUUUUGUAUAACAAAUACCUUUCCUAACUUAACACAACAAACUUUUUAACCAAGAAGGCUGUGAGAAAAAAAAAGCAUGUUUUCAUUUGUAACUCUCUUGUUUAUACCUACUCUACUAUUUGAUGCAGUUUUUGUACACACAAGUACUCCAUAAAAGGAAACACCAAAUUUAUUCUGUGGUUGUAGGAAUGGGUAUAGAAAAAGCAGGUAUUAGCACCAUGCUGGACUAAACACUAUUUAUCCAGAGUAGACUGGAAGUCCAGUCCAAUCAUCUAAUACUGUUGUUUGUUUCUCAGUAAGUAAGUAAGAAAUUUAACUGACAUAUCAUUUAAACAAAUUCAAAGGGUGAUUUGUGUGCACUGUUUACAGGCAAAUCUCAAAUGGUGGCAGCGUCGCAUUCCACAAAUGACUGCUGCUGACAAAUUGCAGAUGAAUAUGAGUGUCUGGGCUUUUGCAUGCUAAUGUACGGAUCAAUAGUAAGGAAUUUGUUUUUAUUAAUGAAAUUUUUUAAAAUUAACACGCAAAUUGGUGCUUGGGCCACAAUUCAAUGGUGCAUUUCAGCUGAGUGAGUAUUAUCAAUGCUUCACCAGAACUAGUAAACAAUCCAGUUUUCACCUCUACUGAAUAUGAGGUGGACUAGGAUGAGGACUCUAUGGAAAAAUAUUUCAGGGUUUAUCUGCAAAAGCUUCUUUCAGUUAAUUCAAUAAAAUGUGUAAUAAAUCGUAAACAAAAAAAU
Molecule: messenger RNA, 2895 nt
Organism: Micropterus dolomieu (smallmouth bass)
Lineage: Eukaryota; Metazoa; Chordata; Actinopteri; Centrarchiformes; Centrarchidae
Product: hyaluronan and proteoglycan link protein 3-like
Exons: 6
Coding region: 343-1440 (365 amino acids)
Biological process (GO): cell adhesion
Molecular function (GO): hyaluronic acid binding
Source: RefSeq, a predicted model, not a curated record